ACAUUUUAAACAUACGCGUAGUUAUAGUAACAGUUUCAGUUGUUGUUUGUGCUUAUAAUUUAAGUGUUGUAUCGUCGUUGUUGUGAAUUUCAGCGGGUUUUUGGGGUGUUGGUUUAACACACAGGCUCCGUGCGCGACGGCCACAUGGUGUUAGAUAACCCGGCUUUGCCUUACGAGACGCGGCUAGCGCUAGCUUACAAAGCGCCUGCUAACUGUCACAAAGUCAAGCAAAGGAAGGAAGUGAAAGCAGCCGUUCGUCCGACCGUUGAGUUUUAACGUUGUUAUUUUUCAACAGGGAGUGUUUGUACGUUGUUGGAAUUGUCUCGUUCAACGGUCAGGAAUGUCAGCUGGCAACGACAACGGAGCUCGACUCACCCAGUUCAAAAACAAAGGGAAAGAUGUCAACGAGCUCAGGCGCAGGAGAGCGGAAGUCAACGUGGAGCUACGCAAAGCGAAAAAGGAUGAUCAGAUCCUGAAGAGGAGAAAUGUUCAAAGUCUACUGGAGGAGCCAACUUCUCCUCUCCAAGAGAAGGAUCCCAACGCACAGCCUCCCCAGCACUGGUCCGUGGAGGAGAUUGUAGGAGGUGUACACAGCCAGAAUAUGGAUCAUCAGCUGCAAGCCACACAGGCAGCCAGGAGGCUCCUCUCCAGAGAAAAGCAUCCACCUAUUGACAGCAUCAUUGCUGCCAACCUCAUUCCAAAGUUUGUCACUUUUCUGGCAUGCUCUGACUGCCCUCCUAUCCAGUUUGAGGCAGCUUGGGCCCUGACCAACAUUGCCUCAGGUACCUCAGACCAGACCACUGCUGUUGUGGAAGGAGGGGCCAUCCCAGCCUUCAUCAGUCUGGUGACAUCACCCCACCCGCACAUCAGCGAGCAGGCCAUUUGGGCUCUGGGUAACAUCGCAGGUGAUGGAUCCAACUACAGAGACCUUGUGAUCAAACAUGGUGGGCUGCAGCCACUCCUCGCCUUGUUGGCAGCCCCUGACCUGUCUGUGUUUCCUUCUGGCUAUCUGCGCAACGUCACCUGGACGCUGUCCAACCUGUGUCGGAACAAGAACCCAGCUCCUCCUCUGGCGGCGGUGCAGCAGCUGCUCCCAGCCCUGGUGCGCCUCCUUCACCAUGACGACAGGGAGAUUCUGGCUGACACCUGUUGGGCCGUGUCCUACCUGACCGAUGGGUCCAAUGAGAGGAUAGAGGUGGUGGUGCAGGCUGGCCUGGUGCCCCGCCUGGUACAGCUGCUCGCCUGCGGGGAGCUCUCCAUUGUGACUCCAGCCCUGCGGUCACUUGGCAACAUUGUGACCGGGACAGACGAGCAGACACAAUGUGUGCUCAACGCAGGUGCCCUGGCGAUGUUCCCUGGACUGCUGCGCCACCACAAGCCCAAUAUCCAGAAAGAGGCAGCCUGGACAGUGUCCAACAUCACUGCUGGCAAGGACACCCAGAUCCAGGAGGUCAUCAAUGCAGGCCUGAUACCCACACUGGUGGAGAUCCUCCAACAGGGAGACUACAAGACUCAGAAGGAGGCAGUGUGGGCUGUCACCAAUUACACCAGUGGUGGCACGGUGGAGCAAGUGGCUUACCUGGUCCAGUGCAAUGUGCUGGAGCCUCUCCUCAACCUGCUGACAGCCAAAGACAGCAAAAUCAUCUUGGUCAUCCUGGAUGCGGUCUACAAUAUUUUGCAGAUGGCUCACAAAACUGGUGACAUUGAUAGACUGUGCCUGAUGAUUGAGGAGUUGGGUGGUGUGGACAAGAUCGAGGCUCUGCAGUCCCAUGACAACGAAGCUGUCUACAAGUCCUCUCUCAACAUCAUUGACAGAUUCUUCUCUGAAGAGAAUGAAGAUGAUGAGUCUGUGGUUCCUGAAGCCUCAGCAGACUGCUACAACUUCCAGAUCCCUGAAGAUCAAAGCACUUUUCAGUUUUAACACGUCCAACUUUCACUUUGUAACAUAAAAAAAAGAACAUUCAUAACUUGUUGAUAUUUUUGUAUUUUUUUUUAGACAUUUCAUCCUUGUUCGUGACAAUACAAGGACAAAAUAUCCCUGUUUUAAAGACAUAUUUGUAAAUAAAUAUUACUCAUGGA
Molecule: messenger RNA, 2079 nt
Organism: Plectropomus leopardus (leopard coralgrouper)
Lineage: Eukaryota; Metazoa; Chordata; Actinopteri; Perciformes; Serranidae
Source: RefSeq, a predicted model, not a curated record